AGGGACUGCAGACACCUGCAGGCUCAGGAGGGCUCAAUCCAGGGGCAUGGGGACAAUGUCCCCAUUGUGAGCUCUCAGAGCUGGUCUGGCACAGGACCCAGCACUCUGCUGACAGGUGGAAGAUGAUUCCCUGCGCAACAGCAGUGAGCUUAGCUGAGAAAGAUGAUCUCCUGCCUGGGCAGCUCCUGCUGCUUGGUUAAGGCAGACUGCCUCCGGCCCCUCUCGGUGCUCUGAUUUUCUGGGUGGCUGCUGCUCCUCCUGCUCUUCUGAGAUGCUGCUGGGCCUCGGCUCCUGUUGCAACACCACAGGUGCCACCCGGCGUCUGCUCUCCCUCCCACUCCGAAACUGCCAGCAAUUGCUCUCGCUUCCCUCCCCAUCCCACCUGGAUCUAGCCCAGCUCCACGGUGCUGGGAUUUUCCCUGGGGUUUGUGACCUCCUGGUGUGGAUUUGUCAGCGUCAUCACAGGCUGAGCCUUGAGCUGGAGACCACGGCAUCGCCCAGCUCCCUCCAUGCCUCCACAGCCAGCAGCAUCUUCAGCAUCCGGCCCCCGCAGCCUCGGGAGAACGUCCUCGGCAUCAGCUUCAAGCCCUACAGCCCCGAUUCCAUCCCGGCCCCGGUCCCGUGCGCAGCCUGUGAGAGCACACGAUCCUCCAUGUUCAGAGCUCCCUGCAUGAGCCAGCGGCGGCUCGCGCUCAUCUUCUGCGUCUCCGUCCUCAUCGUGCUGAUCGUCGCCCUCAUCCUGCUGUUUAUGUUCUGGCGGUCGCAGACCGGCAUCGUGUACAAGGAGCCCGCCGAGACCUGCAAGGACAACCCCGUGCGCUGUGACGGCGUGGUGGACUGCUCCCAGAGGAGCGACGAGCUGGGCUGCGUGCGGUUCAGCUCCGACCAGUCCUUGCUCCACGUUUACUCCAGUGCUGAGAGCCAGUGGCUGCCGGUGUGCAGCAGCACCUGGGACGAGUCCUUCUCUAGAAAGACCUGCCGGCAGCUGGGCUUCCAGAACGCGUCGCAGACAGAAUACAUCCCCCUGCAUGUCUCUGGCAAGAGCCUCACGGUGACGGAUGAGCGGGACACCAUCCAGCAGAGCCUCAACAGCUCCCAGUGUCUGACAGGGAAAUUCGUCUCCCUGCGGUGUACAACAUGUGGGCAGAGGAUUUCAGGCCGAAUCAUCGGAGGGAAGGAAACCUCGGUGAGCAAAUGGCCCUGGCAGGUCAGCGUGCAGUACGGGCCCGUCCACAUCUGCGGCGGCACCAUCAUCGAUGCGCAGUGGGUGCUCACCGCCGCGCACUGCUUCUUCAUGAACAGCAUGAAGAUCCUCGAUGACUGGAAGGUGUACGGCGGGGUGUCGGACCUCAAGCAGCCCAUGGAGGGCAUCCCCGUCUCCCAGGUCAUCAUCAACUCCAAUUACAGCGAUGACCACGAUGACUAUGACAUUGCUCUCAUGAAGCUCUCCCGGCCGCUGACGCUCUCAGCUCAGGUUCGACCUGCCUGCCUCCCCAUGCACGGCCAGCGGUUCCAGACCGGCAGGUCCUGCUUCAUCACUGGCUUUGGGAAGACCAGGGAGAACGAAGCUCUGCAGAAGGUGUGCGAGAAGCAGCAGCUUGCUCCCUCCUACAGCGGGGGGCCGAGGCUGGCCCUGCCCGACGGCUCCUCCUGCCUUGCAGAUAACACCUCCCCAAAGCUGAGGGAGGCAGAAGUCAAACUCAUCGACUACAAGAUCUGCAACAGUGACAAGGUGUACGAGGGCUACCUGACCCCGCGCAUGAUGUGCGCUGGGUACCUGCAGGGGGGGAAGGAUGCGUGCCAGGGGGACAGCGGGGGGCCCCUGGUGUGUGAGGACAACGGCCGCUGGUACGUGGCUGGCGUGACGAGCUGGGGGACGGGAUGCGGCCAGAAGAACAAGCCUGGGGUUUACACGCGUGUGACGAAACUCCUUGGCUGGAUCUACAGCAAAAUGGAGAGCGAGAACAACUGAAGCCAGGCUGGAACCUGUGCAGCAGCACCGGCUGGCACCGGCCCCUCGCUCCCCCUGCCACCAGGGCACGGUGUAUCAGCUGCUGUCCCUGCUCCUCCGGGCUGCUCAUGCAAUUGGGGACCUGCAGCUGCCUGGACUGCAACAAUGCAGCACCUGCAGAACACCUCUGUCCUGCUGAGGACGUGGAGAUGUCUCUGUCCGGGCCUCAGUCUGUGCUGGAUGUGCCCACUUGGAGCUGCCAUCUCAGCUGUGGCCCCUGGCCUGCAAACAGAGUUGCCAGGACCAUGUGUCCUUGAAUGUGGGCACAGCCAGAAGAUGUGGGGCUGCUGCCCAUCCCUGCAACUGGAAGCCAGGAGCAGAAAGCUGCAGGUGCCUGUGGUGAGUGAGCCCCUUCCUCUGCUCGCUGCGGGGACAGCCAAGCAAAGGGGAGCCCCAUGGGGCAGCUGAAGCACCUGCUGGGAGGAGGAACGGUGGUUGCUCUCACAUUUGCACAUGGAUUUAGGAAGUGUCUUUCAAAUGAAGUGCUUCCCCAGCAGAGAAACACCCAUUUAUUUAUUUUUCUAUGCCCUGGAAGCACACACUGCUGGGACUUUGCGCAGCCACUCUCAGCUCCCUGCCUGCCCUGUGCAGGGGUUGGGCAGCAGCACAGGGCUGUUCUGCUCCUGGGGGCAGCAGGGCCAUUCUAUGACAUGUGACAGAAGCCAGCAGCAGAUAUAGAGUAGCACCCAGCCCCAUGUUAGCCCCAGCAUCUCCCAGCUCCAUGGCCAGUGCCAGGUGCCGGAUUUGUCUCAGCGCUGCACGCAGUCCAUAGAGGACACACAGAUGUCUCAGAGCAGAUGUGUCGAGGUGUGUGCAUGCUGGAUGGAGGCAGGCUGCUGCUCUGCUGAGGCUGUACCCGGAGCUGCAGGGGGUCCUGGUGCUCCUGGCUGCCCCACACUGUUCUCAAUAAAUGUUUCAGUAGUG
This is a messenger RNA of Centrocercus urophasianus (Greater sage-grouse), 2935 nucleotides long. RefSeq names its product transmembrane serine protease 13 (gene TMPRSS13). The transcript is spliced from 13 exons. NCBI's taxonomy places the organism in Eukaryota, Metazoa, Chordata, Aves, Galliformes, Phasianidae. Gene Ontology annotation, molecular function: serine-type endopeptidase activity; protein binding. The coding region runs from base 272 to 1972 and encodes 566 amino acids. Gene Ontology annotation, cellular component: membrane. Gene Ontology annotation, biological process: proteolysis. The record is from RefSeq and is a predicted model, not a curated record.